Arachis duranensis is the source of this 1906-nucleotide messenger RNA. Its product is annotated as cytoplasmic tRNA 2-thiolation protein 2. Bases 65 to 1441 code for a protein of 458 amino acids. Gene Ontology annotation, molecular function: sulfurtransferase activity; tRNA binding. Gene Ontology annotation, cellular component: cytosol. The transcript has 7 exons. The record is from RefSeq and is a predicted model, not a curated record. Lineage: Eukaryota; Viridiplantae; Streptophyta; Magnoliopsida; Fabales; Fabaceae. Gene Ontology annotation, biological process: tRNA wobble position uridine thiolation.
GAGAAUUGGGGCGGUUCCGAAAAACCCUAAACCCCGGCGACUGAAGAAGCUCGAUUCAACGUCAAUGGCGUGUAACGGCUCUGGUUGCCAAUCCGGUUGCUACAAAGACGAAGAAGAACCGAAGCGUGAGAAUCCAGCAGUUCCAACAAAAACCGAUUCAGCGAGCAAUGGGAACAUCUGCGUCAAGUGCAAGCUGAACGACUCUGUUUCGGGUUACGGCGGCAUCGACGAUGGUCGCUUCUGCGCUGAUUGCUUCAGGAGCAACCUGUUUGGGAAGUUCAGAUACGCGGUCACCUCGAACGCCAUGAUCUCUCCCACCGAUAAGGUCCUUGUUGCAUUCUCAGGUGGCCCUUCUUCAAGGAUAGCUUUGCAGUAUGUGCAUGAUUUGCAAGAGAGGGCACAGAAGAAUUUUGAUGCCUGUAGAGAUAGGUCGUUGCCUGUGUUUGGUGUUGGAGUGGUGUUUAUAGAUGAGAGUGCUGUUGUGCCGAUUCCUUCUGGUGAGAUGGAUGAGGCGGUUGGAUUUGUUUCUUCGGUUGUUUCGUGUUUAGCCCCGCCAAAGAAGGAGUUGCAUGUUGUUCCUAUUGAGACAAUUUACUCGUCCAAUUCUAGUGACGGAAAGGACAGGCUGUUAAAGAUUCUGAAUGCUGUGAGUGAUCCCACUGGAAGGGAGGAUUUGUUGGUUAAUAUUCGCAUGUUGGCACUUCAAAAGGUUGCUUCUGAAUUUGGUUAUAACAGACUUGUUCUAGGAUCAUGCAUUUCAAGAAUUGCUUCUCAUGUCAUUUCAGCCACUGUGAAGGGUCAGGGAUAUUCAUUACCUGCAGAUAUACAGUAUGUUGAUGCUCGAUGGGAAAUUCCAGUUGUGCUUCCUCUACGUGAUUGUUUCGCUCAAGAGAUCAACAUGCUUUGCCGCCUUGAUGGUCUAAAGACUUUAAAGUUGUCUACAAGUCCAAGCUCUACCAUCAAUGGCUUGGUCUCAUCAUUUGUACAAUUAUUGCAGGAAGAAAACCCAUCUAGAGAGAGCACAAUUGUGAGAACAGCUGGGAAACUCAUUCCUUUCCAAUUUAACAAGAUUCCCGAGAUCACUGAUGGUCAUGUUCCCUUGGCAACUCGAAGACGCCAAAAGAGAUAUAAUCUCAAAUCGAAUGAAUCUGUUUCCUCGGAAUCUUUCUGUCCUCUCUGCAAUAGCCCACUUGAUAAGUCUGAGAUUGUUAAUCGAAGCAACCAUGAUAAUGGUAGCACUGGUGAAUUUUUUUAUGCUGCUUGCUGUUCUAGUUGUCAGUAUCAGAUACUUCCAAGAGAUUCCACGACAAUGGAGCAAUUUUAUACGGAUUUACCCCAAUCUAUAGUUUCCAGAUCAGAGGAAGCAAACAAUUGUAACUUGAGUCUGCUAAGGGAACAAAUACAAGAUUGCUUGCUUUCAGAUGAUGAAGAAGAAACUUAGGUAUACUUUCCCGGUUUCCCCACAUUGAGGCUCUUAGUUUGAGGGCAUGAAUUCAAGUUUUGGUAAUUGAAUAUUUGAAUUUACGAUUUUGAGUAACGUACUACAAUUUUUGGCUUAUGGCAAGAGAGUUUAUCUAUGGCAUUAAACAUCAAAAUCUACUGGCCUCCUUCAACAGAAAGUUAAAGUCUUGGAUUCAUGAAGUGAACAAUUCGAAGAGUGACAAAGCUGACCACAGAUACUUGUGCCUCAUGCGUCACGCGGGGUGUUCAAUUUUUCCUCAUUAAGAAUCGCUUUAAAGCUACUUCAAGUGUUAAUAAACAGGGUUGGAUCAUUUUAAUUUUCCCCUUAUUAUUAUGUGUGUAUAUUAUUUCAUUAAAUGACAUUGUGGUAGUGUACUGUAACUUAAGUUAAAAGAUAGGUUGGAUCACGACCCAAAUAAAGGAAAGUGGAAAAAUUAUUCUGCAA